Exophiala spinifera is the source of this 534-nucleotide messenger RNA. RefSeq lists its product as uncharacterized. The coding region runs from base 1 to 534 and encodes 177 amino acids. The transcript has a single exon. Lineage: Eukaryota; Fungi; Ascomycota; Eurotiomycetes; Chaetothyriales; Herpotrichiellaceae. The record is from RefSeq and is a predicted model, not a curated record.
AUGCUCACCUCUACAAAUAACCCGGCCAUCACCGCCUACCGAGUAUACCACCUCGGUCAAACCAAACUAGACAGAGAAUGCCGUCGUCAAACCCCCGACCUUCACAGAAUAGUAGCUCAUGCUUCCAUCGUUGACAGCGUGCGACGCUGGUCUCGUGACAUUGCCGAACCAUCCGAGACUGUGCUAGUCGAAUCCAGCUCCGACGAGGAAGAUUCCGAUCCAUUUGAAGACUGCUACGAAGACAGCAACGAGUAUCCCGCCCAGGACGGAGAUGUAGCCAUCUUUGACUGUGACAUUGAAGACGAAGAUGCACAUAUCAUCGACGCCGCAACACAACAGGACCUGAAACACUAUGGUGUCAACACGCACGUGGUCGAGAAGACGUCCAAAUCAAACGCUCCAGCCAGCCCUAACAGGAGACCCCCUCCACCGCCAUCGACGAAACACAACUCCAGAGAUCAUAGUUGGAGACAAAGCCGUCCCAUCAUGAUCAGAGAGACGCCCGUCGAAGUGGACGAAGACGAAGACGAUUGA